Messenger RNA from Schizosaccharomyces cryophilus OY26, 1107 nucleotides. RefSeq names its product transcription factor TFIIA complex small subunit. Gene Ontology annotation, cellular component: transcription factor TFIIA complex. The record is from RefSeq and is a predicted model, not a curated record. The coding region runs from base 117 to 446 and encodes 109 amino acids. Gene Ontology annotation, molecular function: TBP-class protein binding; RNA polymerase II general transcription initiation factor activity. The transcript is spliced from 4 exons. Gene Ontology annotation, biological process: RNA polymerase II preinitiation complex assembly; transcription initiation at RNA polymerase II promoter. Lineage: Eukaryota; Fungi; Ascomycota; Schizosaccharomycetes; Schizosaccharomycetales; Schizosaccharomycetaceae.
GUCAACGCAGCAUUUUGUGGCGCCCUAAAGACUUCACCAGCGGGGGGCGAACCGCAAUAUUCCAACUUGCCCUUAGCUAAACUCUGCGUUUUCUUUUUAUCACGAAAAAUAAGAAAAUGUCGCAAUAUUACGAACUCUACAGACGUAGCAGCAUAGGAAUUUCAUUAACAGAUGCUUUGGAUGAUUUGAUUUCCCAAGGGAAAAUAUCCCCACAACUGGCUAUGAAAGUCCUCUUCAACUUUGAUAAAAGCAUGACAGAAGCUUUAGCUGAAAAAGUACGGGCUCGUUUGACAUUCAAGGGACAUCUCGAUACAUACCGGUUUUGUGACGAAGUUUGGACAUUUAUAAUUAAAAAUCCAAAUUUCCGUUUCGAUAACGAAACUGUGACUAGCAAUAAGAUUCGGAUCGUUGCCUGUGCAACACGUGAUUCUGCAGGAAAUCGUUAAUAAGUUAAGAAUAUAAAAAUGGACAGUUUCACGAUUUUACUUUGUCAUGAACUGUCUUGCGCUUGUUAUGAUUUUUCGGUAUUGGAAACGAAAUUAUUGAUAUUGAUAGAAUAACGAUUUACAAGUUUUUCUUGUCCUUUCGUUCAAUCGUGUCUUUCUAGCUGCACUGUUUUGAACCUUUGAUGCCUUUUGGAUAACUCAUUUUGAGAUUUUUCUUUUCGUUUUUUUUUCUUUCAUGCUUACAUGAUGACCAAUGGCUUGUUAUAACCUUAGAAUUCCCUUUCUUGACAUUGUAAUCUUUUAAUUUCUACAUUUCCUCUGCACUGCCUUACAUUAUUUUCUUUAAUAUUUUCGAUGCACCUGUGGAUAUAUUGUCGCUGAAGUUCAUAAUGGUUUAUCCUUCCUAUUAUGUAAGUUAGGGGCACUUAAUUUAGAUACGAUCUUUCUCUUCGCGUAAGUUUUCCUCAGGACUUUUGGUAUCUUAUCCCGUACUAAGCUUUUCAUAUGAUUUGUAUUAUAAUUGAUUGAAUAUAUGAAAAUGUUGUUCGAACGUUCAAUUGUCCGUGCUUCAUUCAUUUUUAAUGUAUAUGCUACUUUUUCUUUCCGGUAGUUCAUUAUUAUGCGUUUAGUUCGUUAUAAUAGUUAUUAGAGUAUAAGCACA